Messenger RNA from Pteronotus mesoamericanus, 900 nucleotides. RefSeq names its product proteasome subunit beta 11 (gene PSMB11). Gene Ontology annotation, cellular component: proteasome core complex. The transcript has a single exon. The coding region runs from base 1 to 900 and encodes 299 amino acids. Gene Ontology annotation, molecular function: threonine-type endopeptidase activity. Lineage: Eukaryota; Metazoa; Chordata; Mammalia; Chiroptera; Mormoopidae. The record is from RefSeq and is a predicted model, not a curated record.
AUGGCUCUGCAGGAUGUGUGCAAGUGGCAGGCCCCUGACACCCAGGAGCUAUCACCUCACCUGUCUCAGGCCGCUGGCUGGGCUGUGCCCCGAGGCUGUGACCCUCAAGCCUUCUUGCAGACCCACGGUCCCAGGCUGGCCCACGGCACCACCACCCUGGCCUUCCGCUUCCGUCAUGGAGUCAUUGCUGCGGCUGACACCCGGUCCUCCUGCAGCAACUACGUGGCAUGUCCAGCCUCACGCAAGGUCAUUCCUGUUCACCAGCACCUCCUGGGCACCACCUCUGGCACCUCCGCUGACUGUGUCACAUGGUACCGGGUGUUACAGCGGGAGCUGCGGCUGCGGGCCCUGAGGGAGGGCCAGCUGCCCAGUGUGGCCAGUGCCGCCAAACUCUUGUCAGCCAUGAUGUCCCGCUACCGGGGGCUGGAUCUGUGUGUGGCUACUGCCCUGUGUGGCUGGGAUCGCUCCGGACCUGCUCUCUUCUAUGUCUACAGCGAUGGCACCCGCCUGCAGGGAGACAUCUUCUCCGUGGGCUCUGGGUCUCCUUAUGCCUAUGGCGUGCUAGACCGUGGCUACCGCUAUGACAUGACCACUCAGGAGGCUUAUGCCCUGGCUCGCUGCGCUGUGGCCCACGCCACCCACCGUGAUGCCUACUCUGGGGGUUCUGUUGACCUUUUUCAUGUGCGAGAGAGUGGGUGGGAGUACGUGUCACGCGAUGAUGCCUGGGUGCUGUACUCAGAGCUGCAGAAGCUCCCAGAGCCAGAGGAGCAAGAGGAGAAGGAGGCCAGCCAGGACCAUCCUGAACCUGCCACUCCCCACGGAGCUGGGGAAGAUGGAGAGCUUUCUGUGGGGCUGGUACCAGGAGACUCUGGGCUUCCCGCAGAGACUGAGACUCUGUAA